GCCCCGGACCGCCUCUCGGUUCCUCCAGCCGGUCGCCCGGGAGAAAGGACUGGUCGCAGGUUGGGGAUUAAGAAUCAUGUUGCACGAAGCAAGCGACAGGCAGAAGUUCGUCAGUGAAGUGGAGUAUCUCCGGGACAUGCAGCAUAAAGUAGACUCUGAAUAUCAGGCUUGCCUGAGACGACAGGAAUGCAAGAAAGACUCCAGUGAGAAGAAACGCGAUCAAUUUUGGGGGCAAGAGAACAAUCACGAGAGAUCCCGGUUUUCCAGUGGGUCAUCUUCCAAACAGAGCUGUGGUGAGGAAGAGCCGGUAGCCGAGGAACCAAGAUCACCUGCCAAGAUUUCUGGGGCUAAGAGUGAUUCCAAACUUCCAGCCAUUGAACAAACCUCAGUCAAGCAGAAACAUAAAAGCACCAUGACCCCCAGGAAACCAGAGAAAGUGGGCUCCAGCAAAUCCUCUCCAGCAACCCAGGCACCACAGAUAUUAUCAAAAAAGAGGAGGCCAAACCUGGGGAGACUGACAGUCACCCCAGAAGUGCAGAGCCUGAGAGCGUCUGGGGAGCGAGACAGGCAGAAGCCGCAGCUGCCAGCGAAAGCGCCAGCCCUCAGGGGAGCAGAUGCAGGAGCCCAACAAGAAAGCCCCACAUGGACGAGAGACACUAAGCCAAAGAGGAUGACUCGCGAGAGAAGGAACUUGGGCCCGUCCACACAGCAAGUGACGGUGACGGACAACACCCCAGAGAGGGCCCAAAAAGGAGAGCUCAGCGUGCUCUCGCCACUCGAGCCCGCUCCGGCCCUAUCCCGGGUCUUCCUGGGAACAAAUUCCCCUUGCUCCUCGUUGAGAGAGUCCCUGGGGCCCCCGCUGCCGGCCGCCACGGAGGGGCCUCGGAGGGCCCCGUUUAGGUUCCGAGACGAAGACUUCUAUUCCAUUUUAUCUCUCAACACGGGGGGAGACGACGACGCCACAGAUGAGGAAACCCAGGUGGAGGAGGAGCUCCUGCUGGUUGGCAUGCAUGCCCUCCACUGCCCUCACUCCACGCACAAGAGAAGCCGGCUGCUUGGGGCGCCCGCCACUCUGGGCAAAAGCAAAAAUUUUGAAGGCCAGCCUGUGAGCUGCAGCGCUCACGGUGUGAGGGGUGAGCCUGGUCUCAGCUCACUAAGAAUAAGCCAGGCCCCGCCGGGGCAGCGUCCUCUGGGGCCAAUGAUGGCGCCAGAGCCCGGGCUGCCCGAUGGGGUCCCUGCUAAAGACGACGACAGUGAUGACAGUGGAGACGGGGACAAGGCCUUUGUGUCAUGGAACACCAGGUCCAAACCCAGCCGACCCGAGCCCAGUGCUGAUGACGUACCCAGGAUUUGUGCUUCUCUGGGAAACAGGCCUGGUCCCCACGAUUACCAGAGAGACUGGCAGGUGUAUUUAAACAGCUCCAGCAGCUCCCUGGACUAUUUUCUUUCUGGUAGACCAGCACCUCCAAGACCACCCAUGAGUUCCUCCCACAGCACCCCCGGGUCAUCAAUGCCUUCUGCGCUGAGCAACAAUUUCCCAGGGGACCUGCUGAUGCCACCUACUUCCAUGCACAGUUCAGACACAGAAGGGAACUCGAGAUUUAAUGUGCGCCGGCCACUGUCCCCCAUUAGAAACCGGAACCCACUGGCCAGCACUGACAACCAUAGUCGUCCUCCAGUAGACAACGCACCUGAACCUGACGUCAGGGGAGCAGAAGAUGCGACUUGCAUAAGCCGGUCUCAGGCAGCGCCACUGAGCACCGAAAGUCUCGGAGUAAAUCCUCAAGGCGGCUCAGCCCCGGUGGAGUCUUCCGGCUCCGGGAUGGACUUACAAGCCCACCUGCAUGUGUCAGGGUCCCUGCAGGAAAAUAUACCUUUGACUUUCUUUACAGUGUCCAAUUUCCCACAUCACGGUGGCAGUGGGAGCAGAAUGGCAGUGUCUCGUUCCACAGAUAAGGAAGCCACGAAAACUAAAGCAGACCCUGAGAAACUCAAGAAACUGCAAGAAAGUCUCCUGGAGGAGGACUCCGAGGAGGAGGGAGAUUCGUGUCGCAUCUGUCAGAUAGUCGGGGGUUCCCCAACCAACCCCCUCCUGGAGCCGUGUGGCUGCGUGGGAAGCCUGCAGUUUGUUCAUCAAGAGUGUCUGAAAAAGUGGUUGAAAGUGAAAAUAACAUCAGGGGCUGACCUGGGAGCCAUAAAGACCUGCGAGAUGUGCAAGCAAGGCCUGCUGGUGGACCUGGACGACUUCAACGUGACAGAGCUUUACCGGAAGCACCAGCAGUCCCGGGCACAAAACGAGCUGAUGAAUUCAGGCUUGUACCUGGUGCUGCUGCUUCACCUCUACGAGCAAAGGUUUGCGGAACUCAUGAGACUCAACUACAACCGCCUUGCAAGAGAGAGGUUGUCAAGAAAUUACCCACAACCCAGACCGGAAGAAAAUGAAAAUUCCGAGUUGGGAGAUGAAAAUGGAAGCCGAACUGAUCAAAGCAACAGCCGGGUCGUCUAG
Molecule: messenger RNA, 2506 nt
Organism: Condylura cristata (star-nosed mole)
Lineage: Eukaryota; Metazoa; Chordata; Mammalia; Eulipotyphla; Talpidae
Gene: MARCHF10
Product: membrane-associated ring finger (C3HC4) 10, E3 ubiquitin protein ligase
Exons: 11
Coding region: 77-2506 (809 amino acids)
Molecular function (GO): zinc ion binding
Source: RefSeq, a predicted model, not a curated record